Haliotis rufescens (red abalone) is the source of this 2663-nucleotide messenger RNA. Its product is annotated as putative protein FAM47C. The coding region runs from base 145 to 1290 and encodes 381 amino acids. Gene Ontology annotation, molecular function: DNA-binding transcription factor activity. NCBI's taxonomy places the organism in Eukaryota, Metazoa, Mollusca, Gastropoda, Lepetellida, Haliotidae. The record is from RefSeq and is a predicted model, not a curated record. Gene Ontology annotation, biological process: regulation of DNA-templated transcription. The transcript is spliced from 3 exons.
AACGAAAGCUUCCCAUUGGUUGAUGAGCUGCGUAUUUAUCUGUGACUUUUGUCAUUGACACCGACUAGUCGGUUUUGAGGAGUUAAUAUCUGAAGUGAAACUUGAUCAUUCGUAACAGGGUAGUCCCACGAACGAUUCGCCCUCAUGGACCAGGCACACAACCUCGUAGGCAAUGUCUGGGGUCCCGUAGGGUCCUUUCCGCUUGUCUGUGGUCUGGAUCCGGUUAUGCCCGAUCCCCCGGACACUGGCCUGAAUAUGGCUGUGCCCGACCCCCAGGACAAUGGCCUGAAUAUGCUGAUGACCGAUCCUCAAGACGAUCGCCUAAAUCUGGUUAUGCCUGACUCCCAGGACGAUCGCCUGAAUGUGGCUGUGCCCGACCCCCCGGACACUGGCCUGAAUAUGGUGAUGACCGAUCCUCAAGACGAUCGCCUAAAUCUGGUUAUGCUUGACACCCAGGACGAUCGCCUGAAAAUGGUUAUGCCCGACCCCCCGGACACUGGCCUGAAUAUGGUGAUGACCGAUCCUCAAGACGAUCGCCUAAAUCUGGUUAUGCCUGACUCCCAGGACGAUCGUCUGAAUAUAGCUGUGCCCGACCCCCAGGACAAUGGCCUGAAUGUGGUGAUGACCGAUCCUCAAGACGAUCGCCUAAAUCUGGUUAUGCCUGACUCCCAGGACGAUCGUCUGAAUAUAGCUGUGCCCGACCCCCAGGACAAUGGCCUGAAUGUGGUGAUGACCGAUCCUCAAGACGAUCGCCUAAAUCUGGUUAUGCCUGACUCCCAGGACGAUCGUCUGAAUAUAGCUGUGCCCGACCCCCAGGACAAUGGCCUGUAUAUGGCGAUGACCGAUCCUCAAGACGAUCGCCCGAACAUCAUCGUGUCCACCCCCCAAGGCAAUGGUCUGGAUCCUGAGGUUGCCCGGGCCAUGGCUGCCACAAGCGAGUGUAACAGCAUGAUGCCGCUGAUCAAACUGGAGCUCAACACCAAAAUCAAGUUAAGACGACCCAACCUGACUGUGUCAAGUCAGCCGAGUCCACUACCCGAGAUGACACUGGGGGAUUUGGACCGACGGGAAAAAGUCAGGAAAAGAAAUAAACAUCACGCUAACAUGAGUCGAAAGAGAAAAAAGGCGAAAGUGAAAAUAUUGAAAGAGGAGAUCGCGCGAUAUGAAACUGAGAACGCCCUCCUGAUGGAAGAGAUCGCCAAAAGCCGUGGACAGAACACGGUCCUGGAGGACAUUCUCCAUCACCACGAGUGUCGUCAUCAACUUCCCCAGGAUAUCCGGCCUACGUGAAAUAAUCUGUUUCGGGCAUCCUGUCGUCACCCUGAAUCAGGCUCCAUUUUAAAAUUAGGAUCAUACGCAUUCCUGCAUUCCUUUUUGUGUUGAAUAUGCGUCGCAAACUUUUCCUCGAACUAUGUAGCUCUCACAGUGACUAUAUUUCUCUCAAAACAAGACCAUAUCAUGUUCGUUUUAGUAAUGACCAUUCAUUAGUGGGUAUGUCAUGUUACAUGCACGCCACCUGUUAUCCUAACAUUUAAAACUAGGGUCCAGAUCGCGCUGUCCGGAACAAAUGUAAUGAUUUCCCAAGCAGCGCGACUGGGGGUGGAUGACGUCAUUGCUAUGACAACGCACCUUUGGUCUCGCGGGACAGGAUACGAUUCAAGGCGAUUCAGCUGCUAUUGAAGCAGAUUGUCGUGACACAGGUUGAUUGACACGCAGUAGAAACAGUUCGCUGUGCACUACCCUGACGUGGCAGUGUCUUUGCUUGACUAUGACUACAAUGUACGCUAAAGCUUUCACUACAUCUGACUGCUCGAAUAUCUGGAUUCUUUUAUUACCGUAUUUCUUCUAUUAGACGCCGGGCCUCUAUGGACGCCGGGCUCUUAUAGAAGCCGGGUCAAUUGUUCACUGCAAAGAAUAGAAGCCGGGCCUCUAAUAGACGCCGGGUCGAUCAAUUGAUACAAUUAAUGACCCCUUUUUGGGAUUCGUGGUCAUAGUGAAAUGGGGGUAUCAAUAGAAGCCGGGCCUCCAAAAGACGCCGGGCCUCUAAUUGACGCCGGGACAAAGGCUUGUCCGAAAUAAAUAGAAGCCCGGGCGUCUAAUAGAGGAAAUACGGUAUAUAUAUCCAUGCGUAUGACACACCUAAGAGCGUGAGUAAACGGAGCAAUGGACCCAGAAACAGUCGGCCAUCCUGCUUUUCUCGGUAUCAAUGCCAGUCAAUAUACGUGCCCUUUAACUAUCGUCUCUGUGUGGCAAUCUUGGAGAAAGGGGAUGGUUGGUUAGACUCUGGUGUAUCCGAAACAAAUGAUACUUCCUCCCCAUCCUUUGUCUGUCUCCUGAUCCAAACGUCAUGAUUUAUAUGAAGCUAACAGUCAACUGGGGCAAUGUCUCUGUUUCACACAGGACAAUCAGAACUCUGUCUGGCCACAAGGCCGAGGAGUAACGUACCCCUUUAGACAACAUAGCGCUAAGAUCGUUUUGUGUCCUGAAACGUGGACUUGCGAAAAUCACCCGAAACGAUGACGCGACCGGAAUUUUCUGAAGCACAGACCACGUGCUAGGUUUUACAAGCUCUAGUUUUACUGAAUAAGCACAAGGAUGAAAGUUGCUGUUCAAAAACUGUUUGAUAGACACAUAAAUGAUUUCUUUAUAUUAGAAAAAAAUAU